Messenger RNA from Meloidogyne enterolobii, 485 nucleotides. NCBI's taxonomy places the organism in Eukaryota, Metazoa, Nematoda, Chromadorea, Rhabditida, Meloidogynidae. The record is from the annotation of a GenBank genome assembly.
UCGGAGCUGAAUGGCUAGAAAUGCAAGAAAAAGAGAAAAACGAAGAAAUUAUGGUUGCAUUUUGUUAUUGGGAUGGAUCUUCACAUCGCAGGGAUUUUAAAACAAAGAAGGGAACGACAAUUGCACAAUUUUUACAAAAAGCUUUGGAUUUAUUUCGGAAAGAAUUUUUGGAAUUGAAAUUGGCAACUGUAGAGAAUUUGAUGUUCAUUAAAGAAGAUUUAAUUAUUCCUCAUUUCUAUACAUUUCAAGAUUUUAUCAAAACUCGGCAAAUGGGAAAAACUGGUCCUUUGUGGCAAUUUGAGUCUGUUGGUGAAAUACGAGUUAGACAAGAUGCUGCUCUUGAUGUUGGAGAAAGCCAUCCAGUUAAGGUUGUUCUACGUUCGUGGUAUGAAAAAAAUAAACAUAUUUACCCGGCAUCUCGUUGGGAGCCUUUUGUGCCAGGAAAAGUUUAUAAAAGAACAAUCGAUGAUUUAAAUACAAUUUGA